AUGUAUUUCUGUGUUUCAGGUGCGAUGGAGUCUCGUGGAGCCGGCUUCUACUAUGAGUUGAGGCUUCGUAAUUAAUCGGGACUGGCAUGGAGAAGGAGAACUCCGCAUCGGGCGGAGGCGGCGGGGGCGGCGGGGGUGGCGGAGCUGAAGCAGCGGCCGCGGCGACUCCGGGCGCCACCUCCACCUCCGAGAAACUCCAGGCGGACCAGGCCAAUCCGUUGCUCGAUCCAACUGCGCUCUUCGGCGCAUACUGGCCUCGGGGCGACAGCGCGGCGUCGUCGCUCUUCGGCGGGAUGCCGGGUGGUUACGGCUUGGGGGCCCACCAUUUGCCCUCGGCUUACGCUAUUCUCGGCCGAGGGGGCUCAGCGCCUGGCUUUGGGGGCCACACGCCAGCCACGGCGCCACCCCCGCCCCCGUAUUCGCACAGUAGCCUUGGGACGCUCAGCGUAGCUGCCAGUCAAGCCGCGAGUCUGGGCAUCAAUCCGGCGAGCGCGGCAUGGUGGACAAUGGCCUCUCAUCUGGCGGCGCAGGACUACAUCGCGAGGCUACAAGGAGCGGCAGGACUCCCCGGAUUUCCACCCGGUGCCGAGAGCCUCCUGCCGCCCUAUCCCGCCUCUCUACUUAAUCCCCCGUCCCUCUCGUCCCACAAGUCCAGUAAGUCUAAGUCAAGCAAGAGCCACAAGACGCCACCAGCCAGCAGUAGCAGCUCGACGACGCCGAGUAUGACGAGCAGCAGCCUGCCGGUGUCCACUCAAGCGCCGGUGACGUCCUCUCAUCACAACACCCCGGUCAGCAGCGCGUCGAAUUCGCAGACGAACGUCGUCAGUUCCGCCAAGGAAGGAAGUGAUCCUAGCAGUAUAUUGGGGGGAGUGCGUCUGCCUCCCGACACGGAGAUCAUCAAGUACACGUCGAGUAUAGUCGGCCCGAAGGUGCCUGGGACGACGAAUCGCGGCAGGAAGAAGACAAUAUCCCUGGACACCCCCAGUGUCAGCGUACACCCGCCGCCUGUCCCUGCCCUCAGCGGGCAUCAGACGAACACGACGUCCGCGUCGUUGAUGAUGGAGCCGAGGAAGUACAAUCGCACGGGGGCCGAGUCGAACGAGUACCGAGACACGGUGGAUCGAGUGGAGGUGAUCAAGCUGCCGGCUCAUUCAACCAACGGCUCCGUUCUCUCGGCGCCGACGGCGUACACCAGCAGCGGCGGCAGCGGCAGCAGCAGCAGCAGCAGCAACAACGCCAACAACGUCAACGAUUCGGACGCGCCCCUAAAUCUGUCCCUAAAGCCCGCCACGACGAGCAGUAGCUCGCCGAUUUCUGGUAGUCAGCCGCUCAGUCAGCUCAGUAAUUUAAGCCAAUCGUUACUCGCCUCCGAUCGAACGUCGAGACGAAAGCCCGGACCCAAACCGAGAAGAGUGCCGCAGAAUUCGGUGCCGGUGCCAGCGUCGCCUAGUCCCUCCUUGGCGCAGCUGUUCGCCGCGGCGGACUCGCCGCAGCGGCCGAGCAGCGGCAGCGAGGAGAGCGAGAGCGCGAGUACGACCCAUCACAAGGACGGCAGGCCACGGAAUCUCGGCCGCGGCGUGUCAAAGCCCAAGAAGAACACCGUCGCCUCGCUGUUAGCUCAGAGCAGAGCCCUCGGGAUCAAGCCUACUCCGACCUUGGAUCCUAGUGUGCCAUUGUCUCACCAAGUGUCGUUGCUGCGGUCGAAUAUACUGGCGGCACAGUUGCACGCCUCCGCCACCGGCCAGGGUGACGAUAAGAAUCAGCGGUCUUUGCAGGAGAAAAUGAAGAACAAAUUAUUGGAGGCCUCGGGCGAGGAGAGCAACAUGGACGUGACCAGCGAGAGCGGCAGCAACACCGACGUCGUCACGGACACCGACGACGACAACGUGGAGGGCACAUCCAGCGCAAAGCGGAGGAAGCUCAAGCCCAGCGAGCGAGAUCUACAGAUGCCUCUGGAGCGCGGUUGGAAGCGCGAAACGGUUAUCAGGGGACUGGGGAAGACGGGAGUGAUAAAAGGCGACGUGUCGUAUUACAGUCCCUGCGGGAAAACUUUCAGGAGCAGUCCCGAUCUAGUGAAGUUUCUGGAGCAUCAAAACCCCGUCGAACUGACAACCGCCAAUUUCUCGUUUUCCUCGCGACCGUUGGUCGGCGAAUUCUUGCAGCCGACCAUGGGUUUAGCGGAGGCCGAAUUCGUCAGACUCGGCGCUCAGGAGGUGGCGAGGAGACUGGAGGAGCUCCGGGCGGCCGGCGGCUUCAGGGACGUACGUACGAACAACCAGUACGAGCGGGACAAGCUGGCUUAUGCGAAAAAACUCGCCAAGGAGGAGGCGCAGCGGCACAAGGAGCAAGCGAGGCUUAUUAAGGAGCAGGAGAAGACGGAGCGGCAGGAAGCCGUGAGACGGGAACGGGAGAUCAGGAAUCAACAGCUGCUCGAGGGUCGAAAGCGGCUCGCGUUCACGAUCAAGCAGAAAAUGAAGAUCAUCCAAGAGAUCGAGCGCGGCAAGAGCAAGAGCGACGUGGCUCGCGAGCUGGGUCUGGCGAGCAGUACGGUCGCCACCAUCUGGAAGAACCGCGAGAGCAUCGCCGAGAGCUGGCGCAACCGGGACAUGAUGCAGCAACCGGAUGUCGAGGACGUGCAGAAGAAGCCGCUGCCGCCGCCGAUCUCCUCACUGUCGUCCGGCUCGACGACGGCGGCGCUCUGCGCCCCGGCGGCGAUGGCGACGACGACGAUCACGACGACGAUCACGACGACGCCGCCAUCGACGUCGUUGGCCUCCGUGGUCGUGGCACCGCCGCAGGUACAGGUGGUACCGCCGCCGUCGUUGCCGCCGCCGUUGCCCACCCUGAGCCUGCAGUCGACGUCGGUGGGCUUGGCGCCGUCAUCGCAGCCGACGGCGCCGACCUCCACGUCGAACCAGUCGUCCUCGACGUCGACCACGUCGACCGGCACGACGACCACGGCCGUACCGCCGGACAAUACCCAGCAGGCUCAGACCCAGACGCAGAGCCAGGAACUUCUGGAGGCGCGGAAAAAACGGCAGGAAGAGGUGGAGAAGAUCCGACUGGAAGAACAACAAAGGAAGCAACAGGAACGGGAGCUGAAGAGGCAGCAAGCGGUGAUGCUGAAGGAGCAGAUGUACAUGCAGGAGCUCACCAAGCAGCGCGAGAUGCUCUACACCGUCGAGCUGGAGCGAGAGCGGAGGAGACAGCACAUGACUCUCGUGCGGGCGCUGGAGAACCGGCGGAAGAUGGAGGAGAAGGAGAAGAAGCGCCUGGAGGCGCGCGCCGAGAGAAUAGCGACGAAGGAGAAGCGGGCGGAACAGAGGAGGGUCGAGAUGGAGCUGAUCGAACAAAUCCGCAAGCCCGUGGAGGAUAUGGAGCUGACAGAUCACCGACCACUGCCAGAAGUCAAGAGAAUACCCGGUCUUAAGCUCUCUGGGCAAGCGUUCGCGGACAUCGUCAUGGUGUUCGAGUUUCUGCACAAUUUUGGGGAGACUUUGGGAUUCGAUAUGGAAUCGCUGCCGAGCCUGAAGAGCCUCCAGCUCGCUCUACUCAACGACGAGGAGGCCGAGGAGGAAAUGCUGUCGGUGAUGACGCAUCUGUUGGUGUGCGCUAUCGAAGACCCGGGGAUCCCGCAGCCUGCCAGACACACCACAGGUCUGGGCCAGAGUCUGCGCCAGGCUGACAUCACCCACGCCAAUAUCAGCGAGGUCCUGCGGAUCUAUCUGUAUGCGAACGCGACCGGAGAGGUGAAGGCGCUCACGGGGGUGUGCCUGGAGCGCGAGCGCGACAAGAAGUUCGCCGACCAUCAUCAGAAUGGUGGCGACUACGCCUCGACGUGCUCUGGGAAGAACGCGCAGUUCUACGAGCAUUUGCAUAACAACGAAACGUGGAAGAUGUCGGAGAGAUUGCGCGACAAGCCCUUCUUGGCGCUGAACUCGACACACAAGGCGCAGAUGCUCGCUUUCCUGUGCAACGAGCUGCUGCAAAACAAGGCUGUGAUCAGGCAGAUAGAGGGUAGCCUCGAGACGGUGGCUCAACUGCGGAAGGAGAGAUUCGUGUUGGAUACGAAGAUUAGAAAGCUGAGACAGUUGCACAGCCGGAAAGUGCGAAUGGAGGCCGUAGGCGUUGUCGUGAACAAGAUCGGCGACACAAUCACCAUCGAGAAGAAGGAAGGCGACGAGGAAGGCAAUACCACGUCCACCGCGGUAGGCACGACACCUACGCCAGACGAAAUUCACCAUGAAGACGAAGUGGAGGACAUGUCUGAGAACGAGAGCGAAGGCACUCAACCAGAAGAGGAGGAAGACAAGAACCUGUCGGGCGAGGAACUGGGCAAAAAGUUGGACAAACUGUUGAAGCAGUCGGAGGAGCAGCUACAGAAGCUGAACAGCUCCUCGAAGCAGCUGCGGGCGCAUAUCUUUGGCCAGGACAGGUACUGGAGGAGGUAUUGGGAGCUAGCAUGCGCCGGCGGCAUCUUCGUGGAGGCCAUGGAGAGCGCUGAGCCGGAAGUGCUCGAGCUCCAGACCGAGCUGGACGAGAAGUACAAAAACAUGCCGGUGGAGGAGAAGCCGGAGAGCGUGAAGCAGGAGGACACCAAAACGAGCAUUGAGAAUUACGAGACCGAGGCAUCGAACUCCGAGGUGAAGGAGGAGAAGAAGCACAACUCGAGCGAGCAGAACGAGGACAUGAAAUGUUACAGCGACAAGGAGAAGCCCGAGGUGGAGGAGAUCAACUGUAAGAAGGAGCCUGUGCAGAAUUACGGCAUCGAUAAUUCGGAGAGCACGAAGGAGGUGAGUGAGAAGAGACACGACAUGGACAGCAUGAUGGCGGACGCGAAGACGAACGUCACUUCGGAGGAGAUCAAGCAAGAGACCGAGGUGGUCAACAUGGACGUCGAGAUGAAGAUCGAGGAGGUGAAGAAGGAGAAUGAGGAGACGGACGAGGAGACGAUGAUGACGAAGCCCGUGGUGGUGAAAAUAAUGGAAGACAAGAUUGUCGAAACCAUACCGAACGGCGACAAGUUCAAUCACGUGAACAACUUACAUAACGGCAAAGAGCUCAACGGCACCUUCAUCUCUAUCAUGUCCAUCAUUUCAGACAACAGCACCGAGCCCAACUGGUUCUCCAUCCUGCCGCGCGAGACUUGCGACACCCCGGGACCCAGCACCAAGCAGAUUUUCGGCAUCGCCGAGCCGACCGAGCUGCGAAUCCCCGUGUUCCCGCCGCCAGCUAGUCCGAGUUACGACAGGUGCGACAGUCCGGCGCCUCUGAUCCUCACGCAGGACGAGGCUACGCAAUUGGAGUACUUGAAGGUGCACGGUUUGCCGCCUCCUGGCGAAGCCAAGCCGGUACCGAAAGAUCUGAGGCACGGCUGGUGGAGGAUAACGGACAUCGACACGUUCCAAGAACUACUCGAGCAUUUACAUUCUCGCGGUGUCCGCGAGAAGGAACUGAAGCGCACAACAUGGGCGACGAUGGAGUCCUUCCUAGCCGUGACCGGCCGCAUCAACGUCGACCCCGGCAACGUGAUCGCCACGGAACUGCAAGCGGAGCCGGACGACCCCAACAACAUGCCGCCGAUCCCGAAGCCCGACAAUCCGAGCGACUGGAGCGAGCAGGUCGCGCUACGUGUGGACGCUCAGCUCUUGGAGCAAGUGGAGGCCCUCGAGGACAAAGUGGCCAACGCUAGCAUGCAGGUGAAGGGCUGGAAGCUGCCGCCGCGGGCCGGGACCGAGGAGGCCGACGAGAUUGAAAAGUUGAACGAAAUGGAGAAGAUUAGCGCGGUCGAGCAAGCGCGGCAAAGGCUACUUUCGUUGGAGGCAGCUAUAGAGAGGAGAUACUUGAAGCCACCUUUGGGCGUUUGCACGGGAGAUCCGAACCUGGCAGCCCUCAAGGCAGAACAGGCGGCGGCGGCGGCCGCUAACGCAAACUCGAAUAACUCCGAACAGAAUAGCCAGGCGCCAGUACCGCCAGAGGAAACGACGCCGCGUGGUCUCAACAACUGGCGGGAGGCGACCGCGCGUGCUCACACAUCGGCACAGCUCGCCAUGGCGCUUUACAUGCUCGAGGCCAGCAUCGCUUGGGACAAGAGCAUCAUGAAGGCUGUGAGUCUAACAACAGCUAGAAACUCGGUCUGCGUCAAGCUACGAAACCGCUGCGUCUCACUCAAAGCUACCAAUCAGUACAAUCAGCUAUUGACUACUUCUCAGGCCUCUAAUUGCCAGUUUUGUCAUAGUGGGGACAACGAAGAUAAGCUGCUGCUCUGUGAUGGCUGCGACCGUGGCUACCAUACUUACUGUUUCCGUCCAAAAAUGGAAAACAUUCCUGAUGGUGACUGGUAUUGUCACGAGUGUAUGAACAAAGCGACAGGCGAACGCAAUUGUUUGGUGUGCGGCAAGAGAGUGGGUAAAAACUUGGUCCUGUGUGAACUCUGCCCUCGGGCUUAUCACACCGACUGCCACAAUCCCGUGAUGCCAAAAAUGCCGCGAGGAAAAUGGUAUUGCUCUAAUUGCCACAGUAAGCAACCAAAGAAGAGAAAUAGUAGUCGAAGGAGUCAUACCAAAGGGGGAGGCACCAGAGAAAGUGAAAGUUCUGACCAUCCACCAGCUAGUCCAACGCCAUCAACGGCAUCGAACACACACGUAGAGGACGUCAGUUCGUCGGAACCGGCGACUCCUACCGCCUCGCCACGGAAGGAGGGUAACAAUAGGACGCUCACGAAGAAGCAACAACGAGAGCUGGCACCAUGUAAGGUACUCCUCGAACAGUUGGAGCAGCAGGAUGAGGCCUGGCCGUUCCUCCUGCCAGUGAACACCAAACAGUUCCCGACCUACAAGAAAAUCAUAAAAACCCCCAUGGAUCUCAGUACGAUUAAGAAGAAGUUGCAGGACUCCGCGUACAAGUCUCGCGAUGAGUUUUGCGCCGAUGUCAGGCAGAUGUUCAUCAACUGCGAGGUAUUCAACGAGGACGACAGUCCCGUGGGCAAGGCCGGCCACGGGAUGCGCAGUUUCUUCGAAAUGCGCUGGACCGAGAUCACCGGCGCGCCGCCCCCGCAUCCGCAAACGCAUAGCUGAGGCUCGGUACGUUCGCGCAACAACACCUGCAACAGCUUCGCCCAUUUCUACUACUAGGAUAUACUACAUACACACAUACACACACGACACAACACGCACUGCGCGCGUUAACGAUCAACAUGCUGCAACGUCUUCGAUCGAGAGAGAGAGAGAGAGAGAGAGAGAGAGAGAGAAAGAGAGAGCGAACGAGAGAAAAAGUAAGAAAGAA
This is a messenger RNA of Harpegnathos saltator (Jerdon's jumping ant), 7284 nucleotides long. RefSeq names its product bromodomain adjacent to zinc finger domain protein 2B. The record is from RefSeq and is a predicted model, not a curated record. NCBI's taxonomy places the organism in Eukaryota, Metazoa, Arthropoda, Insecta, Hymenoptera, Formicidae. Gene Ontology annotation, molecular function: DNA binding; protein binding. Gene Ontology annotation, cellular component: chromatin. Bases 87 to 7076 code for a protein of 2329 amino acids. The transcript has 31 exons.